Messenger RNA from Ipomoea triloba (trilobed morning glory), 612 nucleotides. RefSeq lists its product as uncharacterized. Bases 1 to 612 code for a protein of 203 amino acids. The record is from RefSeq and is a predicted model, not a curated record. The transcript has 2 exons. Lineage: Eukaryota; Viridiplantae; Streptophyta; Magnoliopsida; Solanales; Convolvulaceae.
AUGUCGGGGCAAUCGGUCAAUUUUAUGAAGUCUUGCAUAGUGUUUAGCCGCAAUACUGGAGAUCAUAUUAAGAAUGCUAGGGCUGAGGUUUUUGCAGUGCCCAUUGUAGGUGAUAUUGGGAAGUACCUGGGAUUACCAAUGGGUGUUGGCAGAAAUAAGAAAGAGGUAUUCUCUUUUGUUGAAGCUAAAUUGAAUCAUCGACUGAACGGUUGGAAUAAGAAGGUUCUGUCAAGGGCGGGGAAGGAGGUACUGUUAAAGAGUGUAGCCCAGGCCUUACCUACUUAUACUAUGAGCAUCUAUUUUCUCCCGGUCACUUUUUGCGAACGGAUUGAAAGGAUUAUGAAUAAAUUCUGGUGGACGACGAAUGUUAAUGGCGGAGGGGGAAUUAGAUGGAUGGCAUGGCAUAGGAUGUGUUGUCCUAAGGCAUACGGUGGGCUAGGUUUUAAGAAGCUGAGCAGUUUUAAUGUUGCUUUACUAGCCAAACAGGGUUGGAGAUUUCUGACGCAAUCUGGUUCAUUAGCUGCUCGUCUGUUCAAGGCUCGCUAUUACCCGAAAUGUGAUUUCUUGGAGGCAAAAAUUGGUGCCAACCCAUCUUAUUGUUGGAGUUGCUAG